AUGUCGACCCCCGCAACCAUCAAGGCUGGCAUCGCCAUGCCUCCCAAGAGCGCCAACAAGGCGCCUAUCCCCGGCCAGCGCAACGUGUUGAUUACUUCGGCCUUGCCCUAUGUCAACAACGUGCCUCACUUGGGAAACAUUAUCGGAUCCACCCUCUCUGCUGAUGUCUACGCCAGGUACCAGCGCGUCCGCAACAUCAACGCCUUGUACAUCUGCGGAACUGACGAAUACGGAACCGCCACCGAGACAAAGGCCUUAUCCGAUGGAGUGACAUGCCAGGAGCUCUGUGACAAGUACUACCCGAUCCACAAGCAGUGCUACGAAUGGAUGGAGAUUGAUUUCGACAAGUUUGGACGCACCACGACUGAGGAACAGACCAAGAUUUCGCAGGAUAUCUUUAUGAAGUUGUAUGAGCGUGGUCUUUUGAUCGAGGAUUCUAUGCUCCAACUUUACUGCAGUCAGUGUGACAGAUAUCUUGCUGACCGUUUCGUUGAGGGAACAUGUCCCAAGUGCAACUACGAUGAUGCCCGUGGAGAUCAGUGCGACCAGUGCGGCUCCCUCUUGAACGCAACAGAUCUCGUCAACCCCCGCUGCAAACUGGACGGAAACCGUCCCGUCCAGAAGGAGUCAAAACACCUCUUCCUCGACCUGGGCAAGCUCCAGCCCGAGUGUGAGGCGUGGUACGAGAAGGCUUCAGCCGAGGGCACCUGGUCCAACAAUGGCAAAGUCAUCACCCAGUCCUGGUUUAAGGAUGGGCUCAGGUUGCGUUGCAUUACCCGUGACUUGAAAUGGGGUACCCCUGUCCCCUUGCCCGGUUGGGAGGGCAAGGUGUUUUAUGUGUGGUUUGAUGCUCCUAUCGGUUACCCUUCUAUCACAGCUACUUAUACCAAGGACUGGGAGAAGUGGUGGAAGAACCCUGAGGAUGUCAAGCUGUACCAGUUCAUGGGCAAGGAUAACGUUCCCUUCCAUACUGUCAUCUUCCCCAGUACCUUGAUGGGUACUGGCGAGAAGUGGACCCUCCUCAACACCCUUAGCACCACCGAGUAUUUGCAGUAUGAGACGGGCAAGUUCUCAAAGUCGCGCGGCGUCGGCAUUUUCGGUAACAACGUCCAAGAGACUGGUGUGCCCCCCUCAGUCUGGCGCUACUACCUCCUCUCGAACCGUCCCGAGACCAACGAUUCCCACUACCUCUGGAAGGAUUUCAUUGCCCGCAACAACAACGAGCUCCUCGCCAACCUCGGAAACUUUGUCAACCGUGUCAUCAAAUUCGUCAACGCCAAGUAUGACUCCCACGUUCCUUCCCUCGACGCUACCGCCUCCCCUGCUACCGAGUCGGAUGAGAAGCUUCUCCGGGAGGUCAAUGAGAAGUUGAAUCUUUAUGUUGAGGCUUUGGAUGAGGUCAAGAUCCGUGAGGGUUUGAGGUUGGCUAUGGAGAUCUCUGCGCUUGGAAACGUCUACCUCCAGGAUAACAAGAUCGAUAACGCCCUUUUCGCGGACCACCGCGCUCGUUGUGAUCGUGUCGUCAUCACGGCCUUGAACUUGAUCUACCUCUUGUCCGCGGUCUUGUUCCCCUUCAUGCCCUCGACCUCGGAAUCCAUCGCCCGCCAAUUGAACGCCCCCGUCCGUCUCUUGCCCGACUCCUUCACUGUUGAUUCCAUCCUUCCCGGACAUGUGAUUAACAAGGCCGAGUACCUCUUCAAGCGCAUCGACGAGAAGCAGGAGGACAUUUGGAGAGCCAAGUAUGGUGGUGACGGCUCCGAGCCUGCUGCCGAUGAGAAGAAGAAGAAGAAGAAGCCUACCAAGGCUGCUCCUGCGCCUGUCUUCAAGGGCGAGAAGCCUGUUGAGGUUGUCGAGUUGGAGAAGAAGAUUGAGGACCAGGGUGUCAAGGUGAGGGAGUUGAAGGCGAGCAAGGCCGAUGCUGCCGCUGUUCAGACCGAGGUUUCUGCGCUCUUGGGGUUGAAGAAGGAUCUUACCGAUCUCUUUGCCAAGCUCACCGUUUAA
Messenger RNA from Linnemannia hyalina, 2001 nucleotides. Lineage: Eukaryota; Fungi; Mortierellomycota; Mortierellomycetes; Mortierellales; Mortierellaceae. The record is from the annotation of a GenBank genome assembly.